AUGAGUAUCCCAGAAACCAGUAAAGCUGUCGUUGUUGAAGGCGAGAAAAUUGUUGUGAAGGACGUUCCCGUUCAACAAUUGACGGGGACCCAAAUCUUGGUAAAGGUCAAGGCGGUAGCCGGCAACCCAACCGAUUGGAAGCAUUUGGAUUACAAGAUAGCUCCUCAAGGUUCGAUCAUAGGAAACGACCUUGCCGGAACCGUCGUCAAGCUCGGCCCCGAUGUUGACGCAACCCGCUUUGCAGUUGGUAAGACCGUAAUCGGAGGAGUGCACGGUGGUUCGGUAAAAUUCCCUCAGUACGGUGCGUUUACGGAAUACGCAGUGCUGGAUUCGGUUUUGACGUUCCAAGUGGAUUUGACCGAGAGCGGCGCCACGUCGAUCGCCGAGGGCCCGGUCAAGAACUUCGAAUCGGGCGCAUCGCUUCCCGUUUCUCUCUUGACUGCUGGUGAAGUUCUUCAUUACCAUUUCAAAAACAAGUUAGAGUGGGAACCCAAGUCUCCGCAGCAUGACUUCCCCAUUCUGAUUUGGGGCGGUGCAACUGCCGCCGGUCAGUGGCUGAUCCAAUUGGCCAAACAAAUGUUUUGCUACAGCGAGAUUGUUGUGGUAGCGUCGAAGAAGCACGAGCAGCUUCUCAAGAAGUAUGGAGCCGAUGCGGUCUUUGACUACCACGAUGAAGACGUUAUUGAGCAAAUGCGCGGUAAGUACGGGGGCUUCAAGCAUUUGGUAGACGGCGUUUCGGUGCCCGAGACCUUCCGUCAAGUGUACCAACUAGCCGCACCAGGCGCGACGAUCAUUCCUUUGAUGAACUUAGGCGAGAAGGAUAUUCCCGAGGCCGAGAGAAAGACCGGGAUUACAAUUGACCCUACCUUGCUGUAUCUAGUGUUUGGACACGAUGUUCCAUUCGGUCCCCAUACUUUCCCUGCAAACCCUGCUUACCGUUCUGCGGCUGUCGACUUGGUCAAGUUCUUGGAACCCAGAAUCAAGAACGGCGCGCUGAACCAUAUUCCCAUCGAAGUCUAUCCUGGUGGGCUGGAAGCCAUCCCACGUAUUUUGAGCGACAUAAAAAAUGGUGCCAACUCCGGUGUUAAGCUGGUUGCCAGGGUGUAA
Molecule: messenger RNA, 1107 nt
Organism: Lachancea dasiensis
Lineage: Eukaryota; Fungi; Ascomycota; Saccharomycetes; Saccharomycetales; Saccharomycetaceae
Source: the annotation of a GenBank genome assembly